UUCAUUCAAAAUAGCAUGGCUUUAGAAAAUAAUAAUAUUCCUUAUUCCUAUAAGAAUAACACAAUUAAACGAAAGCGAGAAACUCCAUCUAUUAGGCAAAACAAACAUUUGAUUAUUCCAGGAAAUAAGUGUCCUUUUAUUGAUACAAUCAACAGGAGUGUUCUUGAUUUUGAUUUUGAAAAAUUAUGUUCGGUCUCUUUGUCACAUCUAAAUGUAUAUGCUUGCUUAGUUUGCGGAAAAUAUUUUCAGGGACGUGGUCAGAAAUCACUUGCAUAUACUCAUAGUGUUCAAAUGGGACAUCAUUUAUUUAUAAAUCUUCACACUCUAAAAUUUUACUGUUUACCUGAUAAUUAUGAAGUAGUAGAUUCAUCUUUGGACGAUAUUAAAUAUGUAUUGCAACCGACUUUUUCACUGGAACAAGUUCAGGCACUUAACAAAAACGACAAACUUUCCAGAGCUUUUGACGGCACCCUAUAUUCACCCGGCAUUGUAGGGCUCAAUAACAUAAAAGCCAAUGAUUAUUGUAAUGUCGUUUUGCAGUCUCUUUCCCACGUUCCUCCUCUGAGAGAUUACUUUUUGCGGCCAGACAACUACCAGAAAAUCAACAGACCAGCAGGUGACAUAGCUUUCCUCUCAGUUUCGAGGUUUGGAGAGCUCCUCAGGAAGCUCUGGAAUCCAAAACAUUUUAAAGCACACGUCAGCCCUCACGAGAUGCUUCAAGCCGUGGUGCUGUGCAGCAAGAAACGUUUCCAGUUCACUAAACAAGGGGAUCCGGUAGAAUUUUUGUCUUGGCUUCUCAACGCUUUCCACCUGGCUCUCAACGGCACCAAAAAACGCGACAGUUCCAUCAUUUACAAAACCUUCCAAGGUUCCAUGAGGGUUUAUUCCAGAAAAGUCCCGCCUUUGGAUCUGAGCGAAGAUGAAAAGAUGAUAUUGUUAUUGACGGAAGAAUACAAAGAAAGAAGAGAAGAACAGCCAUUUCUUUACCUGGCAGUGGACCUGCCUCCACCGCCUUUGUUCAGGGACGAAGUAGAGGGUAACAUCAUACCUCAAGUCCCGAUCCAUAGCAUUCUGGCCAAGUUCAACGGUAUGACCGAAAAGGAGUACAAAACUUACAAGGACUCCACUAUAAAACGGUUCGAAUUGACUCGGUUGCCGCCAUAUUUGAUACUAUGUUUUAAGCGAUUUACGAAAAAUACGUUUUAUUUGGAGAAAAAUCCUACCAUCGUUAAUUUCCCUAUACAAGAUGUCGAGAUGGCUGAGUAUAUAUGUUCCGACCCGGCUAUUCAAGACGCCAAUCCCGAUACUACAUACGAUCUCAUCGCGAAUGUCGUUCACGAUUCUCUACCCGGACAAACCACCGGAACUUACAGGGUUCAUAUUCUUCACGCCGGAAGUGGGAAAUGGUUUGAAAUGCAAGAUCUGCACGUGACCGAAAUAUUGCCACAAAUGAUUACACUCUCCGAAGCAUAUAUACAGAUAUACAAGCUAAAUACUAAUGCCAAACCCUAGAAGAAGCAACAUUUUGGGACAUAAUUAUAUUCUUAAUUCAUAAUUACUUUUAUACAACUAAUCAAAUUCUAUGUAUUAUAAUAUCUAGUAUAAUAAUUUAUGUCAUUUUGAUACAAUAUAAAUAUAGUAUAUGAGAAUCUAA
Messenger RNA from Gordionus sp. m RMFG-2023, 1654 nucleotides. RefSeq names its product ubiquitin carboxyl-terminal hydrolase 39-like. Gene Ontology annotation, biological process: mRNA processing; spliceosomal complex assembly; protein deubiquitination. Gene Ontology annotation, molecular function: cysteine-type deubiquitinase activity; zinc ion binding. The transcript has 13 exons. The record is from RefSeq and is a predicted model, not a curated record. NCBI's taxonomy places the organism in Eukaryota, Metazoa, Nematomorpha, Gordioida, Chordodea, Parachordodidae. The coding region runs from base 16 to 1512 and encodes 498 amino acids.